Molecule: messenger RNA, 466 nt
Organism: Saccoglossus kowalevskii
Lineage: Eukaryota; Metazoa; Hemichordata; Enteropneusta; Harrimaniidae
Product: G2/M phase-specific E3 ubiquitin-protein ligase-like
Molecular function (GO): ubiquitin-protein transferase activity
Source: RefSeq, a predicted model, not a curated record
GUUUAAGGAUGGUUUCAACACCCUUGGUGUUCUAGAUUGUGUUCGUAAAAACCCUAAUUCAUUUAAAGAAGUGUUGAUGUACCACAAUAUCAAACACACUGCUGAAAGCAUAGCAAUUUUGUUCUCAGUGAAAGUGAGUGAAGAAGGAACCAACAAACGAAAUCAAGAAAAUGAAGUCUUAAGCUAUUGGAGAGAUUAUUUGGUUGACGCAGAAGAAUCAUCAUCAGAAGCAUCACUUACAGAUAUAUUAAUAUUUGCAACUGGAGCUGAUAAAGUUCCUCCUUUGGGAUUCUUCCCCAAACUUAGUGUAAAGUUCAUUCAUAAUGGGGAUAUAGGAAAGCAAAAGUUGCCAUUGGGAAACACGUGUGCAAAUCUCCUUUAUAUUCCAGUUGUUAAUAGUUAUGAACUAUUUAAAUCAUCCAUGGACUUUGGAAUCCUUAACAGUCCUGGUUUUGGACAGGUCUAG